Protopolystoma xenopodis is the source of this 375-nucleotide messenger RNA. NCBI's taxonomy places the organism in Eukaryota, Metazoa, Platyhelminthes, Monogenea, Polystomatidea, Polystomatidae. The record is from the annotation of a GenBank genome assembly.
AUGAUGAUUAGGUGUGCCUUUUGGGAUCUUAUGUCUAAAGGUGAUCUUGAUACAGAUGCUAAUGGCAAUGCUGGAAGAGCAUCUGCAAUUCUCAUCAUGGUUUUCAACUUCCACUUAUCCGUCAUAAAGAAAUAUUCUUUCGGUGAUGUUUCUGAUAAAAAUGUGGCCUUUCUCUAUUGUCUUAUUGACGAAAUUAGCAAAUUCGACUAUCCUUCUGUCCGACGGACACUUCUCGACUUUUGCAGCAAAUUUCCUCGACUUGGCCAGAAUCUACGUAUCUUCAUGCGAAGGCAUUUUAAAGAAGACACUGAUUUAUCUCGUAAAAAUUUUAUCAUGCGGCUUAUAUUGGAGAUGCGAGAAUGUGAACAAUUUUGA